Messenger RNA from Rhagoletis zephyria (snowberry fruit fly), 845 nucleotides. RefSeq lists its product as uncharacterized. The record is from RefSeq and is a predicted model, not a curated record. Lineage: Eukaryota; Metazoa; Arthropoda; Insecta; Diptera; Tephritidae.
AAUUAAAGUGCUAAAGCAGUGUAAAAAGUUACAUGUUGAAGCUAUGAAAAAUUGCGUGCAACAAAAAACGUUACAAUGGCCGCCACAUCGCUGAUUAAAAAAUCACAUAAGAAAUAUAAAGAACAAAAAACAUUGCCAAAUCAUAAAACACAAAAUAAUUGGCUAUGGCGAAACUGCAGAGGCAAUCACCAACGGAUUGGCACAACAAUAAAUUGCUGGUUGGUGAUGGCAUUACUCGCACUGUCCGCAUCUUACAGCGGCGCUGAUUACUACAACAAUGGCGAUGGUUGGCGGCGACCACCACUACUACAACCACCACUACAGCCACUCCCACCGCCCUUGGGUACAUUGCAGAACGUCACUUGUAUAGCGCAUGACACCAAAUUCACUUGUGAUUGUCAGCAUAUGAAUCAGCGCCUACAGCUGCCCCACCUGAUCGGCUAUGUGUUCCAAGUAGAGAUAAGUAAUUGCAAGUUUUUGACCAUCGAAGCCAAUGCACUGGAAGAUACGCAAGGUUUGCGUAAAAUUAAUUUUAAGAAUAUCGAAAAUUUAAUAUUAAACAAAUAUGCGCUGGCCUUUCCACGGUACGCGAGCAAUACACCGCUUAUUAUCGAAUUCGAUAGGGUGAAUUUCGAGUUAAUUGAUUCGCAUGCAAUCAAUGGUAACAUAGAAGAGAUCUCAUUUAUUGGUGGACGCAUCGAUGUGAUACAUCCAUUUGGUUUCACAACACUCAAAGAUCGCGCUAUUCUACUGAAAAUGGAUAAUGUGCUGGUUAAGCGAAUAGAACCACAGGUAAGAGUGGUACAAUUUCAUAGGAUUUAUUGGAUUCAGUUUUAUUAUACAGG